GUUUAGGCACUGUAUUCUACACUAGCUGGAGCUUCUGGAUGAUGCUUAACCUGUCCGCACAGACCACAUUGAAGCAAUCUUGUUUUUCCAUCACUAGUCUAUCAUGGUCCAGAUAGCUGGUGUACAGCAAUUUACAAUGCAGUUGUAACUAUGCCUACUCAGAAGUAAGUCCUAUUGAAUUCAAAGGAACUCCCAGUAAUUCUGUGAUGAUGAUACUUGCAGAAAAAUACAGCCAAGGAAAGAUAGGCCAGAAGGCUUUUUCCUAGAAUUACCAUUUUUCUAGUGGCAGAUAUUGAAGGGCAUAAGGGAACAAAUUAUCACUGUCAGAAGAAAACUUAUUUGGGGGCUCUGUAUUGCUGCAUUUUGGAAGACUGUAAGGAGCCUCUUGCAAAGCAGUAUUGAACCUGACAGGAUUGGAUUCCCUUCUACAUGGAAACGUCAAACAAGGGCCUGCCAAUGUGUUGCCGGAGUUAAUUGAAUUGUUAUAGAAAAUCAUCAUGGGAGGAGCUGUGAGUGCAGGAGAAGACAAUGAUGAUUUAAUUGAUAACUUGAAAGAAGCACAAUAUAUUCGUACUGACAGAGUGGAGCAAGCCUUCAGAGCUAUUGAUCGUGGUGACUACUACCUGGAAGGCUAUAGGGACAAUGCAUAUAAAGAUUUGGCUUGGAAGCAUGGAAAUAUACAUUUAUCAGCACCUUGCAUUUAUUCUGAAGUCAUGGAAGCUUUGAAACUUCAACCAGGAUUGUCUUUUCUUAAUCUGGGUAGUGGAACCGGCUAUUUAAGCACAAUGGUGGGAUUAAUAUUAGGCCCUUUUGGAAUAAAUCAUGGAAUAGAACUUCAUCCAGAUGUGGUGGAAUAUGCCAAGGAAAAACUGGAGAGCUUCAUAAAAUAUAGUGAUAGUUUUGAUAACUUGCAAACGCGGCAAACCUGGAAGUGUAUACUUCCGGGUUUCACCGCACACACAGAAGCGCUCGAUCGCUCCACACACAUGCGUGGAAGAGGCGCUCUAGUUGCCGACUUUUCAGGAUUUGAAUUUUGUGAACCUGCCUUCGUAGUUGGCAACUGCUUGCAAAUCUCAUCAGAUAGUCAUCAAUAUGACCGGAUUUACUGCGGAGCUGGUGUACAAAAAGACCAUGAGAACUACAUGAAAAUAUUAUUGAAAGUUGGAGGCAUUCUAGUUAUGCCUAUUGAAGAUCAGAUAUCAAAGGGCUUUUCUACGCUAACCCAAAUACAAAGAACUGGACAAAACACUUGGGAAAGCAAAAACAUCCUUGCUGUUUCAUUUGCUCCACUUGUGCAGCCAAGCAAGAGUGACAGCAGCAAAAAUGAUACUGUGGGACUUCCCCCCUGUGCUGUUAGGAAUCUACAGGACUUGGCUCGGAUCUACAUUAGGCGCACUCUUAGAAACUAUAUAAAUGAUGAGUUGCAAGCCAAGGGUAUUAUUCCAAAACCUCCACCCAAACGCAAACGCAGACGGUGCCGUAGGCGCAGGAUUAACACCUAUGUGUUUGUAGGCAAUCAGCUCAUUCCUCAGCCUCUAGAUAGUGAAGAAGAUGAAAAGAUGGAAGAAGACAACAAAGAAGAGGAUGAUAAAGAUCACAGUGAAGCCUUGAAGCCAGAAGAACCCCCAAUAAAUUUAUUGCGGGAAAGAAUUAUGAGUCUACCACUUCCUGAAUCUCUAAAAUCGUACUUGACAUACUAUAGAGAAAAAUAAUUUGUUUUAAGUAGAUGUGAUAAUGCCUACUUGAUAGAUCCAUUAAUCUUGAAAUGUAGCAUUUACUAAGAAAAACAUGGACAGAUUUCAGUAGUCUUUCAGUAAGACUAAAGUGCAGUGAUAAAAUGAAACAUAACUUGUCUUAACUUUGCUACAAGGACUUGCACUUAGCAGUAAACUCCUAUUUUCAAUUCAUUUUUGGUUACCUUUUGAAAAAUGCUCUUUUAACUCUGAUAGAAAUAUAUUCCAAAGCAGUAUACCGCACUAAUUAAGAGUUUGCAUGUGAUAAAUCUCUUUUCCGCUCUGACAAAUUUGUAUUUAUGAGAGUUGGUGAAAUUUUAUAUGUGUGAAUAAUUGAAUGACUACAUUCAGACAUCAAAUGAGAACUGCCUGCAUUAAUUCUCUGGAGAAAGUUUUUGAGCAUACGGGCAGUUCAUCUCAUGUUGAAUUGGAAAACUUUAUUUUUGCCAUGGCUGUAUCACAAUCAUCGUUACUGUGUUGAUGUGAAUGUAUUCCAAGGAAUACAUGAGUGCAAUAACUGUGUGCAGACACUGAAUGAGCUGGCUUUAAAAAAAUAUGAACAUUCAAGUUCAAAAAUGUCAGUAGGCCCUGCUACACUUUAUUUUAUAUAUUCUCUUGCCAAAAGAUCUCAAGAAAAGUGACUGCUUCUCUUUCAGAGCCUUAAAAAACUUUUGUUGACUAUGAAAAUUUUUAAAAAUAUAAUACAACCCUGUUUCUUUAACACCAGCCGAUGAUAGUCAACAAUUUCUCAGACUUUCCAGCAUUUAUGAAUAAGCAUUUAGUUUCUUUUUUAAAGUUCAUGGUACAGAAAGCAUAUUUCAUAUAUUAAAGAUUGUAAUUUAGGUUUCAACUAUUUACUACUUUAUAGAGUAGAAUAUGUAAAAAGAUUAGCUUGUAUUGCUUAUUUGCAUAGCUGUAAUAGUAGGAUUUUCUUUUUUAAGAAAAAAGGUUAAGCAGGUGCACUUUAAGUGGAAUCUGUACUUAUUUAUCUCUGAGAAGACAAGGCAUUCAGUUCCGACAUUUGCUUUUGAUACUCUUCCUUUUGGAAAUUAUUAGUAGCAUUGCAAGCUUGUAUGCUUACAUUGCUUGACUAUAUUCCAUCUGCCAGCCCCCUGCUUCACUGGUUUAUUUAAUGGCAUUGCUUGAAGGGGUUGGUUUUUUUAUUUUAUUUUUGCAUGAUGGACUAUGUAAUUUUCACUAGCUUUAUAAUUUAGUGUAAAAUAUCAAUGAAAUAAAAUGGAGCUCAAGAUAUGCUGUAAAAACUGCUGCUGUUAUGGACACCUGAUUUGUUUGGGCCCAAUCAAAAGCAUUCCUUAGGGAUUAUUUACUAUCUAGUUAUAUCAUAAAACUAAAAAAUUAAAAUUCUUAAGAUAAAAUCAGGAUUUAUGGUGAGCAUUUUACAUAUUCUCAGAGCCUGAUAGUUUGUAGAUGGAAACCAGUUAAACAACACCUGAUCUAGCAGUCAUGGUUUGUAGCAUCCACUUCACAAUAUAAAUAAUAACUUAAUCUGUCACUAUGAAAUACAUAUUUUUACUUAACAGGUUGGAUUUCAUGCUUUAAUUUGCCAACUAUUCCCCCCCCCCCAUAUUCACAAUACUGAAAAUUCAGCUCCAUAAAAAAAUCCUUCUGGUUUAACUAGCUUGAUGAGUUGUUUGCAGAAAAUGUACACUAAUGAGUAAAUAUACUCAUUGCUGGAAAUAAGUAUGCCAGCCUUAUUUCACAGCAAUAAAACUUAUUUCCUAUUAUAGUAAAACUACUGCAGUAGUUCUGAUGGUUUAUCUGUGGGGAGCAUUGACUAUAGCACAUCUUAUUUUAUUUUAUUAGAAGAAAUGAAGUUUUAGGCAUUCUGAAAUUCAAGUUGUACCUUGUAUUGGAAUUUCAUCCUUUUUGGAAUUUCUUCAUACAUUUUUUCAGUUUUCACAGAGUAAAAUAUUAAAUAAUUUACAAGGAGAGACCUUUAGUCAGGAGGCUUUUGAAGAAUGACUUUGUGUGUUUUUCCAUUCUGUUGUACUCUUGUUCAGAUAGAUAAUAGAGUAGUUAUGAAUAUGCAUUAUGUAAUUUUUGGAGUCACAGAAGCAAUGUUUCUUUUGUGUUCGUGGGUUUUUUCACAUUCUUUGAUUUAUAUUUACUUUUAAAAGUAUAAAAAUGCAAAAUGAAUCGAAAUUAAACUUUUGUCAUAAUUACAAUAAAAUGUCUGGUGAUUUUGUGCUGAUUAAAACUCAAUUAUUGUU
Podarcis raffonei (Aeolian wall lizard) is the source of this 3964-nucleotide messenger RNA. RefSeq names its product protein-L-isoaspartate (D-aspartate) O-methyltransferase domain containing 1 (gene PCMTD1). The record is from RefSeq and is a predicted model, not a curated record. Bases 498 to 1712 code for a protein of 404 amino acids. Lineage: Eukaryota; Metazoa; Chordata; Lepidosauria; Squamata; Lacertidae. The transcript has 11 exons. Gene Ontology annotation, cellular component: cytoplasm. Gene Ontology annotation, biological process: protein modification process. Gene Ontology annotation, molecular function: protein-L-isoaspartate (D-aspartate) O-methyltransferase activity.